Pygoscelis adeliae (Adelie penguin) is the source of this 2769-nucleotide messenger RNA. It is a transcript of the gene EXD3, whose product is annotated as exonuclease 3'-5' domain containing 3. The transcript has 22 exons. Gene Ontology annotation, molecular function: 3'-5' exonuclease activity; nucleic acid binding. Bases 116 to 2665 code for a protein of 849 amino acids. The record is from RefSeq and is a predicted model, not a curated record. NCBI's taxonomy places the organism in Eukaryota, Metazoa, Chordata, Aves, Sphenisciformes, Spheniscidae. Gene Ontology annotation, biological process: nucleobase-containing compound metabolic process.
ACUCGGCAGAUAACACCUUCACCCUCCUCCUUCAGGGAAGCAAGAGCUUGGCCUACCAACUCUGACCUGUAGACCACUAAGCUCAGCAUCCUGAUUUGGUGCCGCCUUUGGGAGGAUGAAUCAGGACAGUGACUCAAGUGAUCAGCCCACUGGCCAAGACCCACUCCUAUUGCUGAAAACCCUUCAGCUUCUCUGGACAAAGAAAGAGAUGAAGAAGCAGCUCAAGGAAGAAAUCAGGCGGGGCUUUGCAGGACUGGAGGACCCAUUGGCAGGACUCCUGGACAUGCUGGAGAACAGCAGUGAUUGGAAGGGGAAAGGGCAUUCCCUCGGGUAUUACAUCACCGCUGAGCUGCAGCUUUGGAUGGGAGAGCAUCCUGCUGUUCAACAGUCUGGCAUCAAGCUGAAGAAGCUGCAGGCCCGUGUACUCAGACUACUAGCCCAGUGCCCAGCUAAUCUUCUUGACCCUCUGAUUAGCAUUUACCAGCUCCAUACAGCAGACCGGAACUAUUUGCUUGAACAUGUCAGUCAUCUUUAUCACAAGGGCGAUUACAAAGAGGCAGCCAUACUGAGUAUUAAGCUAAAAUUACAGCCAGAUCAAGAUGUGGAGAAGAUGUGUACACCACUACUGCUCCAAGAUAAAACUAACUUGGUGGAAGAUUAUGUGGGAGAAUAUCCUGAGCUCCAGAGCAAGCUCUUGCAGAUCCUGGACACGUGGUGUGAACCUGGUUUUAAUAUCAGAGACAUCACAAGACAAUAUCAAGGCCUGUCCAGGUACAAACCAGAUAAAUUUAACCGCAAAAUGCUAAGCAAGCUGGUCUUCAGGCUCCUAGACCGAUUUAAUGUAGAUCCAGCUCUCUGCCCUAAUGUCAUAAAUCAGCGGCACCUGAGAACUCUGAAUUACCUCUUUUACAAGAGAUUUGUUGAGAAAACCAUGACUCAGGAGAAUUGGACAGAUCAUGUUCAGAGUACAGUUGGAGAGAAUCGAUGGCUUCAAGGGCACCUGAUACAGUUACUAAUCAGUUACUGUGAUUUGAACACAGCGGCAAGAUGGGCACAACGCUGCAAUUUGCCCAAGGAGAUGCUACCUUAUGGAGUGGCUGAUGAGCUUCAAAAGCUUCAGAUCCAAGAGAGGGUAGAAGAUGCCGCAAAAGCAGAUAAUUAUGAAGAGAGUAAGAAGAAGGACUAUUACCAGCUUCCAAUUCCACGGGCAAAUAUUCACUUCCUGCAGACAUGGGAGGAGACACUGCAGUGCUGGGAAAAGGUGCUGCAGCCUGGGCAGGUUGUUGGCAUUGACAUGGAGUGGAGGCCUUCAUUCGGCAUGGUCGGGAAGCCCCGUGUCUCCCUCCUUCAACUCGCUCUGAAGGAUGAGGUGUUCCUGCUUGACUUGCCACGGCUCCUCGAGCAAGCUGAGACGGAGGGUGAGAAGGAGAAGCUUCCCCAUUUCAUCCAGAUGCUCUAUUCAGAUGCAGCCAUCACUAAACUAGGUUAUGGGAUAUCUGGAGACCUUAGCAGCCUUGCAGCCACGUGGUCUGCUUUGAAAGGCACGGAUAAGCAAGCACAAGGUGUGGUGGACCUACUCACAGUAGACAAACAACUGCAGAAGAGCUCCAUUGACUGGAAGAAGGGUGGCCGGAAGGUCGAUGUACCGUCCCCGGAGCAGAGCUACAAGGAUAGAGGGUUCAGGCAGCCAGAGAAAGGACUCAGCCUCUUGGUGCAACAUGUGCUGGGGAAACCUCUAGAUAAAACAGAGCAGCUGUCUAACUGGGAGAAACGGCCUCUCCGGGAGGAACAGAUCCUCUAUGCAGCUUCAGAUGCAUACUGUUUGCUGGAGAUCUACGAGAAACUCUGUAAGGAUCCAGCAAGCUUUGGUCUGAGUUCAGACCUGACUAAGAGCCUGGUGGGAAAAACAAGCAUAAAACCCAGGGCAAAGAAGCAGCUGAAUAAACAAGAAGUACCCUCACCUUCUGGACAGCAAUGCAAAGGAUCCAAAAAGGAGACCUCGUGUCCCCCUGCUCCCAUCUCCCCAAAGGAGUUCAGUGUGGUCUGCGAUAACAUGCUGCAAGGCCUCGGGCGCUAUCUUCGCUGCCUUGGAGUAGAUGUCCGGAUGCUGGAGAAUGAGGAUGACCAUAGGAAAGCUGCUGAGAUUGCCCGACAGGAAGGAAGAGUCAUUUUAACCUCUGGACUCCCAUAUCAGACUCUGCAGUCCCAGGUAGCAGAAGGAAGGUGUUUCUCUGUGAACUGCUCAGAAAAGGCAAAAGAACAGGCCCUGCAGGUUCUGAAGCACUUCAACGUUCAAGUAUCCCUGGCAGAUAUCUUCAGCCGCUGCCAGGUGUGCAACUGCAACAAGUACCUGAAGGUCACGAGGGAGAGGAUGAGGCAGCUGGUGGAGGGCAGCAGGCAGGCGCCGGGGGACGGCGGCACAGGCUGCCUGGUGAGAAGUGAGGAGAAGCCCAGCCAGAGCUGUGGUGCUGCCCUGCCAGCCUGUGACGUGGUCGCUGUCAUCCCCCCUGGGGUGCUGGACAAAGCCGAGCUCACCGACUUCUACUGCUGCACCCGCUGCGGGAAGGUGUUUUGGGAAGGGUCCCAUUUCGGACGCGUUGUCUCCCAGUUUCAGGAUGUUCUUGUCACCGCCGGGGACAAGCAGAGCGUCUAUGAGCUGAGCUGAGGGGAGACGUGGGGGCUCCGCAGCAGGAUGGGGACUGCGGGGGACGUGCUCCCCGGUGAACCUCAGCAGGUUUCAGGCCAUGGGUUUGCAGUGCAAGGCUGGAA